This is a messenger RNA of Gigantopelta aegis, 1865 nucleotides long. RefSeq names its product aspartate aminotransferase, mitochondrial-like. Gene Ontology annotation, biological process: L-aspartate catabolic process; biosynthetic process. Gene Ontology annotation, molecular function: L-aspartate:2-oxoglutarate transaminase activity; pyridoxal phosphate binding. Bases 89 to 1360 code for a protein of 423 amino acids. NCBI's taxonomy places the organism in Eukaryota, Metazoa, Mollusca, Gastropoda, Neomphalida, Peltospiridae. Gene Ontology annotation, cellular component: mitochondrion. The transcript is spliced from 11 exons. The record is from RefSeq and is a predicted model, not a curated record.
CCUUGAACUUGUAUUUUACCAGACCGGUGCAGUUGAAAAUAUCAAGUCAGCAACAGAAAAAGACGGAGUACUACACUUAGUAAUAAUUAUGGCAAUGCAAAAUUAUGUUUACAAGUCACUAUUUAAAGUUGUGUCCAAUACUGUAAUAAGAUCAAGUUCAUGCUGGGCAAAUGUGGAACUUGGUCCACCAGAUGCCAUCCUUGGUAUCACAGAAGCAUUCAAGCGUGACACCAAUCCGAAAAAGAUUAACCUGGGUGUGGGUGCCUACAGAGAUGACAAUGGAAAACCGUUUGUGUUGCCAACUGUAAGGAAGGCUGAUCGAAUGCUUGUUGAGGAAAAUCUCGACAAGGAGUAUGCGUCUAUCAGUGGUAUAGCCGAUUUCUGCAAAGCAUCAGCUGCACUGGCCUUUGGAGAUGAUAGCAGUGUCCUAAAAAACAAAUUGAAUGCAACUGUUCAAGGCAUUUCAGGAACUGGGUCUCUGAGAAUUGGAGCAGCUUUUUUUGCCAAGUUCUACGGACCAAACAAAGUUUUCUACAUCCCAACACCAACCUGGGGAAAUCAUACACCCAUUUUCAAGCAUUCUGGUCUUGAUGUCAAAACAUACAGAUACUUCGACCCUAAGACCAAUGGUUUUGAUUUCAAUGGAGCUUGCGAGGAUUUGAAGAACAUGCCAGAUCAGUCAGUUGUAGUUCUUCAUGCUUGUGCACACAAUCCAACAGGAGUGGAUCCGCAGCCCGAACAGUGGAAGGAAAUUAGCAGCAUAAUGAAGGCGAAGAAACACUUCCCAUUCUUUGACAUGGCGUACCAGGGCUUCGCCAGCGGAGACUGUACGAAAGACGCGUACGCUAUACGACACUUCCACGAGGCUGGCCACCCGCUGGCUCUGUGUCAGUCAUUUGCCAAGAACAUGGGACUGUAUGGUGAACGAGCGGGUGCGUUCACUCUGGUGUGUUCGUCAGCCGAGGAGGCGGAGCGUGUGAUGUCACAGAUAAAGAUCAUCGUCCGACCGAUGUACUCCAACCCACCCAUCCACGGUGCGAGAAUUGUCUCCAAGAUACUCAACACUCCAGGGUUGAAACAAGAAUGGCUGAAGGACGUUAAGGGGAUGGCGGAUCGUAUAAUCGGCAUGCGAACCCAGCUCGUUGACGGCCUCAAGCAGGAGGGCUCGUCUCACAACUGGCAACACAUCACCGACCAGAUCGGAAUGUUCUGCUUCACCGGACUGAAGCAAAACCAGGUUGAACGAUUGAUAAAGGAAUUCUCGAUCUACCUGACUAAGGAUGGUAGAAUAUCAGUUGCUGGGGUGACAUCGGGAAACGUCAAAUACCUGGCCAAUGCCAUUCACCAGGUCACCAAAUAAACAACAGUUUUACAUUCAACAACAGGAGGAAACUGGUCUGUGAUGUUAGUGUGUGUUUGUCAUCACCAUGGUUACAUGGUUAUCUCGUCGUCAUACUCAGUGGCGUGAUGUUAAGUUUAUUGUUGGUAUCACUGCAACGUCUCCCCUUUUUUCAAUGAGUCUCGGUCUCAAUCACUCAAGUGCAUAGCGCUAGUAACUUGCCUGUAUAAAGUACGAUUUAUAAAAUAUAUAUAGAACUGGACUUUUUUCUCCACAACUUAUCUAGUAGUUAUACGUAACAAUAUACAUUUAGAACCGCUGUAUACAUGUAGUUAGUUUGGGGUUUUUGUUGUUGAAGAACUUUGUAUGAGUUUUGCUUCUAGUAAUGUCAUUCAGGUAGAUUUCUGAAUGUCUUCCUAGGUAUAAAAGGUGAUUAAAUUGCCGUAUGAAUUUUUGUAUAGUAGCUUUUUUAAUAUUUGCGGAGUAUAAAAUGUAUUUAAAAGGUGAUUAAAAUUGUCUUAUGAAU